Messenger RNA from Trachymyrmex cornetzi, 1104 nucleotides. RefSeq lists its product as uncharacterized. NCBI's taxonomy places the organism in Eukaryota, Metazoa, Arthropoda, Insecta, Hymenoptera, Formicidae. The record is from RefSeq and is a predicted model, not a curated record. The transcript is spliced from 2 exons. The coding region runs from base 167 to 871 and encodes 234 amino acids. Gene Ontology annotation, molecular function: sequence-specific DNA binding.
UGUGACCCCGCUAUUGUCCGAAAUCCGCUGGGGGCGCUGAUAGUAACUUGGUCCACUUCUAUUAGUGAAGUGAGGUUAUUUUUGUCCGUUUUCCCAUUCUUGUCGUACGUGAUCGUGAUUAAAUGUGAUCAAAUGUUAUCGAACAUUAAAUCGCAUUAAUGUGUACAUGUGUGGAAUUAUGCCGCAUUGCAUAGCACCGGGUUGUACUUCUGGAUAUAAAUCUAAUCCGGAAAAAGUUCAUUUUUUUACUGUGCCUAAAGAUGAAAAUAUGAUAACUUUAUGGCAAAAUGCUAUACGAAGAAAAGACUUUGUGAUCCGAGCAGGACAGUUUCUUUGUGAAAAACAUUUCUUGCCUGAAGAUAUAUUGUGGAAACGAGAACUUACAAGUCCUGAUGGACAAGUACUCGGCGUUUCGCAUUAUAGACAACCAAGGUUGCGAAAAGGGGUCAUACCUUCGCAGUUUCCAUGGAUGGAAAUUUCUACAUCUGUAUCAUUGGAUAACUCGUUGCUGCAAGACACACCUUUUCAAGAAACAGUUUAUAAAUUUGAUGCACUACAUUGUACACGAAAUAAUUUACAAGAAGCAAGAUCGGAUGAGCCAUCAAAAUUUUCUUUUAUCAAUUUGAUUACUUGUGCUACAUUGCAAAUACCAAUAAACUGGAUCAGGCGUACUGUAACCUGCGAGGCAAUUACAAUGGAGUCAUUUACAAAUGUAAUGUGUCGAAAAAUUGGAAACAGUUUUGUUACUGUUAAUAUUAAAGAACUUAUUGUGCAAGAAAACUUGUGCCUCAAAAUCAAUGUGAUGUGCAAACCCUUUGAUGUUACCAGUUUGGUAUUUCCAGUGAUGCAAUUAGUAGCAUUGAAGACAUAGAGGCUGCAUUAAUUGCUUUGAAUUUAAAAAAUAUUUGUUGUGGAGCAUCUACAAAUAAUGUAUGUACACAUAAUUCAAGUAUCAGUUAUAUAGAUCAUUUUAACAUUCUACGACAUAAACAAUGUAUUGUACUUCUUGAUAACGAAAACCAAUGCACACAUUGCAAAAGGCUCUGUCAAACAUUAAAAAGAAAAAAACUUCGUUUGGAAAAACAACAAAAUAAAAGAAUUCGA